GUCGUCGAGCACGGCUCGGCGCUCCGCCGUGGUUUCGGUUGAGCAUUCUUGGCAACGUCUCGCUCAGGGAACAGCAACUGGAGGCUGCUUGCUUUUUUUCUCACCAUGACUGGAGACUAAUUUUAAUGUGGGUCUUCGCCGCGAUUUCAUCAAGAUUUUAAUUGGACUUCUAACCAUCGAAGGAGGAGGUCCAUGAUGGAUCAGUGAAGUGAGUUCUGUAGAAGAACAGGGAUGUUUUUGGGCGUGGUGCCCUUUCCUCUCUGUCAUCCUUCCUGACAUGGGAUGCCAGCCCCCUACCCACCUGGCCUCCAUCUUGCCCUGAGCUCCCUGAGGGCACCAUGAACAGCUACAGAGACAGGGGGGUGACCUGCACCUCCUCGGACCUUCCGGACGGGGUAGGCGAAGGCGGGGCGCUUCAGCACCCGCCGUAUCGCCACACCCCCAAUGGCCACCUGGUCCAAACGGACGCGACUCUGCAGCCCCGCGUCUCGGUACCCAAAAUGGGGGUCCGCGCUCGGAUCGCCGAGUGGCCCCCGCGUCGGGCCCAGUCCAGAGAGUCGCUGCUUGAAAACGGCCAGAUGAGCAACCACCACAACGGCGACGACCGCUCGGCGGCGGCGGCGCUGUCUUCGGACGUGGGGUUGGUACGAGGCGGAGUGGCCCGGUUGCCGCGGCGCUGGUCCAAAGACGUUGAGUUUCGAGGCGGAGCGUUCGCGGCUGAGCGAGGUACAACUUUGAACCUCCGCGCCUUCCCCCCGCUGAGGCAACGCUCCAACAGUGAGGUGACGCUGAGUGAACAAGAUGAGAACGAGGCGGAGGUCCGUGGCACGGGAGCGAUGGUCACCUUGUUCAGGGAGUACGGCAGCAGCUCCUCCAUCGACGUCCAGGGCAUCCCCGAGCAGAGCUUUUUCGACAUGCUCACCCAGUUCCACCAGGAGAGGCCCGACCAGCGCAGCUCGGCGCCGUCGCGUCUCCGAGAACUUCUGCGCACCACCGACUCCCAACCGGCCGGCGCUCCCUCGCCCGCUUCCACGCUCAACGGGGACGAGCGAAGGAAAGACGGAGGUGAGCGGGUGAGGAAGAAAAGCGGCGGCACCGAAUCGUCGCUGGGCACCACCUCGUCCUUGUUCAAGAAGCUUCGGAGCGCCAGCAGGGUGGAGCUGGAUAGCGGCAAGGGAGAAACCAGCGAAGACGCUGGACGGGGUUCGUCCGAUGCCCCUUACAAGGCGUGGGUGUGCCCAAAGAGCUUCGUCCAUUACGACGCACAGAGUAUCCUCUUUGACCUCCACGAGGCGGCAGCUCAACGGGACUCUGUGACCCAGCGGAGGAACACGGCCACUGGGGCAUCGGCCGCCUCCGUGUCUCUCUCCGCGCCCAGGUCCUUGCCUCCGAGCGCUACCGAACCCGUGUACGCCAGCAUCGAGGACUUAACUAUGGCCCUGGACCCAAGCACAACCACACCUUCCACGGUCCCGGAGCCCACGGACGUUCCUCCCGGGGCCAACGGCUCGAGCUCGCUGCUCCUCAGCUGCCCGCACUUCCUUAACGAGAUAGGCGGCCACGGGGAACGUAACAUAAGCUUCCUCAGCUCAUCGGCCGAGCGAGGAGAAGGACGAGGAGAUGGAGCGAGGGGCUGGUUGAGGAGGAGUAACGCCAGCAUCUCCGUGGUGGAGAUGCCCGUUGAACUGCAGGUCACGAGGUUGGAGAGACUUAAAGAGUACAGCAUAGAGCACGUUGACCUCGGGGCUAGGUACUACAGGGACUAUUUCCACGGGAAAGAACACUCCAACUAUUUCGGUACCGACGAAAAGCUGGGCCCGGUGGCCGUGAGCGUCCGCAGGGAGAAACUAGACGACACCAAAGACCUGAAAGACCAAUACCAGUACCGGCUGAUUGUGCGAACCAGUGAGCUGGUAACGCUGCGAGGAUCCAUCUUGGAGGACGGGGUGCCGUCAACGGGGAGACACGGCACGGUGCGCGGCCUUCCCCUCAAGGAGGUCUUGGAGCAGGUGGUCCCCGAACUCAGCGUCUCCUGUUUGAGGCUCGCGGUGGGCACGCCGAAAGUCACGGAGCAGCUCCUUAAACUGGACGAGCAAGGGUUAAGUCAGAAGCACAAGGUGGGUGUUCUGCUGUGCCGUGCGGGCCAGAGCACCGAGGAGGAGAUGUACAACAACGAGGAGGCGUCGCCCGCCUUCUCUGCCUUCCUGGAGCUGCUGGGCGAGCAGGUGCUCCUCAAAGGUUUCAGCAAAUACGCCGCGCAGCUCGACACAAAGACUGACUCAACAGGCACCCACUCCUUGUACACCACCUACCAGGGCUACGAAGUCAUGUUCCACAUCUCCACCAUGCUGCCCUACAUGCCCAACAACCCGCAGCAGCUUCUUCGAAAGAGACACAUCGGGAACGACAUCGUCACCAUCAUCUUUCAGGAGCCCGGAGCUUUGCCGUUCACCCCUCAGAAUAUCCGCUCGCACUUCCAGCACGUUUUUCUCAUCGUCCGUGUGCACAAUCCUUGUUCGGAAAACACCUGCUACAGUGUUGCCGUGACAAGAAUGAAGGACGUGCCGCCUUUUGGCCCAGCCAUCCCAAGCAGCGUCACCUUCCGUGACCCGGACACUUUCCGUAACUUCCUCCUCGCCAAAAUCAUCAACGCGGAAAAUGCGGCGCACAAGUCCGAGAAGUUCCACACCAUGGCGACGCGGACGAGGCAGGAAUACCUGCGCGACCUGGCCGAGAACUACAUCAGCAGCACCCCUUUGGACUCGGCCGGCAAACUCAACAACCUCAUCUCCCUGGCGUCCAAGAAACGCGAGCGCUCCAAAGCGCGGGACGCCGCCGAGCUGGGGGCCGCCGGGGCCGUCGCUUGGAGGGUCCUGGCGCAGGACUUCAGCGGCGGCGGCGCUGAGCUCCGCUGCGCCUUGGGCUUUUCCGCCGAAUACGUCCUCCUGGUGGACUGCUCCACCAAAGAGGUGGUGUUCAACUGCUUCUGCGCCGACGUGAUCGGCUGGACGGCCGAGCGCUUGGCUUUGAAGAUCUUCUACGGCAGAGGCGACCACAUCGCCGUGCGGGUGCUGGAGGGAUGCGCGCAAGACAUCAGGGAAAUGGUCCAGAGGUUGAAGUCGCUGACGGUGGGAUGCGAGACGGUGGACAUGACGCUGAGGAGAAACGGACUUGGCCAACUGGGCUUCCACGUGCGCUUGGACGGCACCGUGGCCGAGGUGGAGGAGUACGGCUUUGCCUGGCAGGCGGGCCUGAGGCAGGGCAGCCGCCUGGUGGAGAUCUGCAAAGUGGCGGCGGUGACGCUGACCCACGAGCAGAUGAUCGACCUGCUCAGGACCUCGGUGACGGUCAAAGUGGUUAUCAUCCCCCCGUACGAAGAAGGCGGCCCGCGGAGGGGCUGCACGGAGGAAUAUGAGAUGAAGACAAUGGAGCAGAAGCCCGAAGCGGAGCCUUUGGCGGCGGGCUACCGAGCCUCCCCUCGCUCGGGUUGGUGCUGGGACAGCCCGCCUGUUCCUCAGGGGCUACUCGGCACCCCCAACCCGCAACGAUGGGCCCCCAUGGGCCCCCCACUGGCGCCUCCGCCACUGCGUUCCUCCCACAAGGCUUUGAUGCCCGUUCCCUACAGGGAACCUCAGCACUUCAACUCCAAGAGACCGGUCAGCUACCCAGAGAACCACUACAGCAUCUCAUCACCUGCAGGAGGUGAUCGAUUACUCCCGUACAGAAACCCCUCAGCCAGCUUCUCGUCGCCCUCCUCGGGCCUGGUGGGCCUCCCCACCAUGGGGCCACCCGGAAUCUCACCGGGGCCCUUUGUGCGCUACAAACCUUCACCGGAUAGAUAUGGAACAGGACAGCGUGCCCUGCUGCCCUUCGAGCCCCACUUUGGACACAUGGACAUCAUGUCCAGCGGAGACUCGUCGUCCGGCUUCACCAGUCAGGAGAGCACCAUGGAGCGCUGCAAAACCGAACCCAUCUGGCAUGUUCCAGUGGUAGCGUCCAGGGUGCAGGCUGUUGCUGGUGGUGGAGGAGGAGGAGGGGGCCAGAGGAGACUGAGACCGGACGCCCAAGGGAAAGACUCCCCAAACAGACACUCAAAGGGUGAGACCCAGUACUCCAGCCCCUCCAGCAGCAACACGCUGUCCAGUAACGCCUCCAGCAGCCACAGCGACGAGCGCUGGUUCGACGGAGGAGCGGCGGGCGACAGAGGAAACGGGGGGUUCCCCAGCGACCCCGCCGAGCCCGAUCCCGAUCACCUUAACAAGGGCGGAUCCAACGACAGCGGCAUCGACGCGCCCGCCUACUACAACAAUCACAACGGUCGGCAGGUUUCGGGCGCUCCAUCCCAGAAGCCUUCGCACGGGUCCAGCCCGUACAACCCGGAGCCGUCCAUGAGAAGGGGUGGCGGCGGGGGGGACGCCAAGAAACGAGAAUCAUCAACCGACUUUUCGGCCACUGCCCGUCAGAACAAAGGGUAUCGCACCCGGACCUUUCCUCCUAAAUCCAGUGCUGACAAAAUGGACACUUUCAAACCAAGAGCCUACACACCUCAGGGUUACACCACUCCCACGGCGGACAAAGCACGCCCCGCCCGCGCCUCCACCACCACACCCACGUCGGCGCACCUGAGCUCCACCCCUCUUUCUAGCUCCGCCCCCAAAGCCUUUUACGGAAAGAGCAGACAGAGCACCUUGCGGCCCGAAGACGCCAGCCCGUCGCCUUCUAACGCAAACGCCUCGUCCGGCUCUGACGGCGGCAACAGCAAAAUUCAGGUGGACGUGAACUCCAAGAAUGUGUUUGGACAACCGCGACUGCGAGCGUCUCUGAGAGACUUGCGCUCUCCGCGACGGACGUACAAGAGCACCAUCGAGGACGAUCUGAAGAAACUGAUCAUCAUGGACAACCCGGGAGAGUCUCCGCAGCGGGAUCCGUCUCCCAGGCGCACGCUGCAGCGCACCUUUUCCGACGAGUCUUUGUGCAGCGGUCGCAGGGACGCCAGCUUUGCCAACUCGGAAAACCGCUCGGCCCCCGUGGACAUGCUCUUCACGUGCACGCUGCCCGUACGCAAGCACUCUGCCUCCUCCAAUCACUCGCAGACCAAGAAGGUGCCGCUGUCUGGGUCGGAAUUGUCCCUCACUGAGGUGAAAGACAAAGUCCCCCCGCUGAGGAGGCUGGAUCCCGGUCUCAUGCCCCUGCCUGACACGGCCUGCGGACUAGAGUGGUCCAGCCUGGUCAAUGCUGCCAAAGUCUACGAAGUUUUUCUACUUCCAGCGCAAAGAGCCGUGUCGCUCUUCUCCCUGACCGAGACGCGUGGAGAAGGCGUGGACAUGAGGCCUGCCGGCAGUCCUGUGCAGUUUCCCACUCCUCAGACGCCACGGACCACGCCCACCUUAAGCGGCGACGAGGCGCCCAACGAUUUGUCAGGGCGUCUGUACCACCUGGAGGUGAUGUUGAAACAGCUCAACAAUGACCUGGAAAAGGAAAAGCACGACAAGGUCGCCCUCAUGGCCGAGAUGGCCAACCUGCGCGAGAACAACAUGCGGCUGCAGGAGGAGAGCGUAACAGCCGGCGAGCAGCUGCGCAAGUUCAACCGACUCUUUGACCACCUGGGCGAGGGCGGGCGCGACGCACACCCCGCCGUGCACCAGGUGGCGCCCAAAAGGGAGUGAACUGCCUUAAAACUGGAACCCCCCCCCAACCCAGUCCUCCCUCUGAGCCGCUUCUUUUUCUAGGUCUUGGAUGUUUGGUUCCUAUGUUCAAGGAAACCGUUUGAAUCACCUCGAGAGGCCUAAAUACGGUUCCUGCAAUCCAAUCAGGCAGAAACAGCGUGAUCGACUACAUCUCCCACAAUGCACUUGAUGGUCCCGGAAGCUCGACACAUUCUUAAGUACCUGUUUGACCUGUUUAUAUCAUUUGUAUCGUACUGAUAUUAUUGUUGGAAUAAUUAUUGUUGGAAUAGAAGAGUGUGCGCGUGUUUAUACGACGACAAGUGGGUGAUGAACAAACUAGUUUACGGAAAACUCGUGGCCCUUCAUCGUUUACAAUGAGGACCUUUAGUACUGGAGAUAGGCAUACAGUUCUCGGAGGCACCGAACUGCACUUGCAACAUUCACCAAAUCUUUUUGCGCUCAUUUACUUGUGUUUUCUAUAGCUUUUAGCACUAAUUAUCUAUUUUAAGCAUUGAGCUAACACAUAGCCACAAAGCUAAUUGGGCAGCUUUGAGUGUUUUUCGUGGCUUGUACCUGAACUAGCUACCUGGCUAAUUAGCAUAUUUCACUCGCGUCUUAACGUUCUUUUAUCGCUGAGCUAAGUGAUGUUUUCUGCGGCUUUUCCGGCUAACUAACUCGCUAAUUGAUAUUUCUUGCUAAUGUCAUAAUUCAUUUCAUCAUUAAGCUUACACGUCCCAAGCCACACUUGGUGAUUUAGAGCAUUUUCAAUAGCUUUGAGCGUAAAUUAGCAUUUCCCACCAAUGUCUUCUCCAUGUUUUAUCAGAGAUAAGUGGGUGACUGUUAGCAUUUGCGAUGGCUUUGCGCACUAAUUAGCUUGCUAAUUAGCAUUUGCUACAAUGCAAUCAUUUUAAUCAUUGCGGCAACGCCACAAGCCAUAUGGGUGACAGUUUAGUCAUCAACCCCUCUUAACAAUAAGCUAAGCUAGGCUACUAAAAACAAUGUGUUCUUUCUCCUACUCUAUCCCAAAAAGUAUAUAUAUUUUCUUUCCAGAAUUUCAACCUAUUUCUAUACUCGUCUUUGUAAAAACAAAAAUGGCAAAUUGUGCUUCUAUUAUCAUUUACUGUACACCUGGGAGACAAAAUGCAUCUGUGAAAACUCCUAUUUAUAUACUGUUGAUCUAUUUUUCAUACAAAAAGACAGUUUUGUGCUUUUCGGCUGCCGGUACUUUUUGAUAACUCCGAUAACACUGUUUGCGAUGACUGGAACUGUUUGAAUACUUGGCCCAGGUUCCUUAUGAUACUGGACCUAAAGGCUACACCGCCACAGGUACUAUUUGAGGAUAUAAAAAUAGCAUCUAGCUCUUUGCCAUUCUGGCUUUCCCUUUAAGGCUUCUUUCUUCUGGUGGGAAAUGUUGAAUAUGACGUUUGGCAAGUCUGGGUUUCCCAACCCUGCAGAUGAAAAAUCACAUUAAUUCCUCCGUGGUGUCUUCAUCUUGUUUUUCUCAUGUAAAAAAAGGGUUUUUCUAAAUAUAAUUGCUUUUUUUUUUUUAAUGUAUGAUGAAGCUAUUUAUAGCCUACGGUGAUCCAUGUUGAACAAAUCAGUAACGGUAAUGUACAAUUUUCCUUUCUAUGUUUUGAUAAUUUAUUUUUUGGUUGUAACGCAUACAACAGUGAGGAUGUGAGGAGCAGGUACUGUUAUUAUUGGCUCUGGGUUGUAACAAGUGUACAUUUAAAAUGUAAAUUAUGUUUUCAUUUUAUAAAAAAAAUAAAAUUAAUUCUUAAAUUUU
Molecule: messenger RNA, 7452 nt
Organism: Syngnathus typhle (broad-nosed pipefish)
Lineage: Eukaryota; Metazoa; Chordata; Actinopteri; Syngnathiformes; Syngnathidae
Gene: sipa1l3
Product: signal-induced proliferation-associated 1 like 3
Exons: 23
Coding region: 339-5666 (1775 amino acids)
Biological process (GO): epithelial cell morphogenesis; regulation of small GTPase mediated signal transduction; activation of GTPase activity
Cellular component (GO): plasma membrane; cytoplasm; Golgi apparatus
Molecular function (GO): protein binding; GTPase activator activity
Source: RefSeq, a predicted model, not a curated record